AUGGUAUUGAGGGAAACCAAAUGGGAGCUAGAGAGUGAAGAUGAUACUUGUGAAGAGGAAAAGAAUCAUGAAGCAUAUGGUGAUGAAGAAGUAGAGUAUGUUGAUGUUGGGGAGAUUGGUAGCAGUAAUAAUGUUGCUUCUACUAACUUAGUUGAGAAACUUAAUUUGCGCACCUUAGUGCAUCCUCAUCCUUAUAAAUUACAAUGGCUGAAUGAUGAUGGUGAUGUAAAAGUGACUAAGCAAGUAGUUAUUUCUUUCUCCAUAGGCAAGUAUAAAGAUGAAGUUAUGUGUGACAUUGUGCCUAUGAAUGCUCGCCAUUUGCUAUUAGGGAGGCCAUGGCAAUUUGACAAAAGUGUUGUAUAUAAUGGUUUUAAAAAUAUUUAUUCUUUCAUGAAGGAUGGGAAAAGAAUUGUAUUAGCCCUUGUUAGUCCCCAACAAAUAGAUCAAGAGCAAAUGGUUAGUAAGAAAGAAAAAGAGAGUUUGUUCCUUAACAAGGGGGAUGUUUUGAAGGCUAUCACUAACCAUGAUUUUGUUUUUAUGCUAUUUGUUAAAGAAUUGCUAAAAUCUAACCACAUUGUAGUUCCUUCCAUGGUGGCUAAACUACUUAAGGAAUUUGGAAACGUUUUUCUUAAAGAGAUACCAAAGGGACUACCUCCCCUUUGUAGCAUCGAGCAACAAGUUAAUUUAAUUCCUGGAGUAGCAUUACCAAAUAGACCAGCUUACAGAAGCAACCCUGAAGAGGCAAAAGAGUUGCAUAAGCAAGUCAUAGAGCUGUUAAAAAAUGGCUAUGUUCAUGAAUCCAUGAGCUCAUGUUCUGUUCCAGCUUAA
Messenger RNA from Hevea brasiliensis (rubber tree), 828 nucleotides. RefSeq lists its product as uncharacterized. The coding region runs from base 1 to 828 and encodes 275 amino acids. NCBI's taxonomy places the organism in Eukaryota, Viridiplantae, Streptophyta, Magnoliopsida, Malpighiales, Euphorbiaceae. The record is from RefSeq and is a predicted model, not a curated record. The transcript has 2 exons.